CAGUGCACAGCCUCUCCAGCAAGUUUUUCUCAAACCUCCAUGAACAGCUGAAUAUAUUUAAAAAAGAAAAAGCUUUGUCAGAGAAAGUGAAGGUAAAUGAGCUGUCUGCUUCUGAUGCUGAGAUGCUGAAAGAAUUCAAGCAGGACUUGGCUGACACCAUCAGUGCUUUAUUGGCUGAUGCUUUGGUAGAAGUGUUCCACCAGAAGUUCUCCAGUCACAUUGUUUCUCGUGUUCAAGGCAAAGUAAAUGGCGUCAUUGGCCGUUAUGUAAGAACUGGCUUAAAGAGUGACAGAACAGAGGAAAAACUCAAAGCUGGACAGAACAACAGAUACAUCUCAUACAUGCCAGGAGACCCGAAUGCUAAACAUAAAUCUGCAGGAGAGGCAGGUAAACGCUCAGAGUCACAUGCUGAAAAGAUCAGGAACCCUGUGACUGCAGGCACCAUUCUUGAUAUCAGAGUCCUGUCAGAAGCCACUGGGACUAAGGUUGUUAUUCUAACAGAGGACAGCCAUGGCAGACUUACCAAGAUGCAGGAGCUGAACCCAGGAGCUAAAGCCACCAAUCAAACUGUGACACUGAUCUACAGACCAAAGAGUGCCCAACACCCAGACGGCCAUUAUGAUGUGCGCAUCAAUAACCAGACAGUAAACAUAGACAGCGAGAGCAAGAGCUGCCUGUUUCACGCUUUGGCACGAGGCAUGAAACCAGAGGCCAGUGAAGAAGAGAUCGCUUUAGAAGCAGACCGCCUCCGAUCUGUGGAGGCCGACACUCUCCUCACACAUCCAGGCCAAUGGGAGCCUUUCAUCAAGCGCAAAGAGUGGACUGAAGCAAUCAGAGGAGGGGACUGGUACAUGGCAGAGGGAGCUGCACCAACAAAGAGAAAAAUCAAACUCAUGAAAGAAACUGAGGAAGCUCUUGAGCAAGAAACUGGGAAAGUGAAACUGUACGAAGAGUGGCAGCAGGAUGCAAAGAAGAGAAAAGGAAUUGGAAAGUUCAUCAACGGAGAUCACCAACCACCAGUAAACAGUAUACUGAAAGCAAAUGAAUUGAACCAGAAUAGUAAAUUAGCUACAGCUAUGCUUGAGGUGGCAACAGCCUCUUCUCCUCUGGAUAAAAAGCUUAUAGAGGACGUAUACAACACUCAUGGGCUUGGGCUUCCAACUGUUUAUGUACCAGAAGAGGUGCAUCGUGAGUUCCCCAGUACAAAAUCUCAAAGAUUCAGGGACUUACUGGCUGAAACCAUAAGCAAGGAUGAUGUUGCGGCCACCUUCAAACUGACCAUCCUUGGUGCAAUGCCCAGAAGUAUGUUAGACAGCUCCAAGGAGUACAACAAUUUUCAGAGUAAAAAAAUGAGUCCCACCAGGCUGAAGGUUUUCCAGGACAGUUUUCCAGAACAUUCUAAAGCAUUAGUGGAUAAAUGGUUCAACCUCCUGGGACACAAAACAGAUCUCAUGAAACCAGAGAUUAAAAAAGAAAUGGAGGACUGGAUCAAUGCUAAAAAAUAUGAAGAUCAAAAUGAUCCCUUCAGGAACCAAGUCAUCAGCACCCUUCAAAGUGUAUCGAAACCUGGCAAUGUGACUGAUUGAACUGAAGAAGUAAAAUGAAAACUACAGAGAUCUUCCAGCUCCAGGUUCAUCAUCAAGAGACCUCUCUGAAGAUGUAUCAUGAGAAUCACUUUUCCUUUGGUUUAAUUCAAAAUAACCUUUUACUAUCCAGGGGGCUCAUUACAGAAACAAUCCUAACUACUUGUCCUGUCUCAUCUCAAAAGUGAAAGAAAGGAAACAAAGAUUAUUCUACUUUACCUUUGAAUUCCAUUAUGGAAAUCAAACAUAGACUGUGCCAUUGGACAGACUUUUCACAAACAACAUAACUGUCAAUGUGCCUAUUU
Micropterus salmoides (largemouth bass) is the source of this 1888-nucleotide messenger RNA. RefSeq lists its product as uncharacterized. The transcript is spliced from 2 exons. The coding region runs from base 123 to 1586 and encodes 487 amino acids. Lineage: Eukaryota; Metazoa; Chordata; Actinopteri; Centrarchiformes; Centrarchidae. The record is from RefSeq and is a predicted model, not a curated record.